Messenger RNA from Sinocyclocheilus rhinocerous, 1090 nucleotides. RefSeq names its product butyrophilin-like protein 2. Gene Ontology annotation, molecular function: signaling receptor binding. The record is from RefSeq and is a predicted model, not a curated record. Gene Ontology annotation, cellular component: external side of plasma membrane. The transcript is spliced from 13 exons. The annotation marks the transcript as partial. Lineage: Eukaryota; Metazoa; Chordata; Actinopteri; Cypriniformes; Cyprinidae. Gene Ontology annotation, biological process: T cell receptor signaling pathway; regulation of cytokine production.
ACUGAAAUCAUUCUUCUCUCUCACUGAAUGUGUUUUGUUCCUGUUUUAGAGAAGAAGCAUGGCAGCGAGAAGUGGCAAUGACUUUCAGCUUGUUAUUCCUGAAAGAGGCGAAAGAGUUAAGAUUAAUUCGGGAUCUACUCUCACUGUGUCAUGUCACUUGUCUCCUGCACUCAGUGCUGUUGACAUGGAGAUUACUUGGUUUGGCGAGAUGUCUUGUAUUUGCGCCUAUAAGAACAGAGAGAUGACACAGGGUGUUGACUAUGAGGGCAGAGCGAGUCUGUUCAUUAAUGACCUGAAGAAAGGGAAUGUGUCCUUAAGAGUGGCAGACUUCAGAGAGUCAGAUCUGGGAGUUUACAUGUGCCGGGUCACCAGUAGAAAUGAAACACAGCAGAUAACAGUAAAUGUAGCAGAAGAAGUUUCUGCUAUUUUCGAAGACCAGCACUUCUUUACAGUGAAUUACCAAACGGAAGAAACAAGCAACAUGUUGUCAGAGCAUCAAGGUGAUUCAGACAAUCAGCUUGGGUAUUACAAGAUUAAAGAGGCAAUAUACCAACUAUCAAUCCACUCUGCAUAUCACAGUGCUUCAGGGACGGAUCAGCAUAAGGAUUACAAGGGAGAAACAGAUGACAAAUUAUCACAGUACAUCAAAUCAGAUCUAAGCCAUCCAAACAAGCAGACUGGGGAUAACAGCAUGGGAACCAAAAGCAAAGAUUUUUUGAGCCGAGCUUCAUAUCACAAUGAACCAAACAAGAGCCAGCAUGGGAUGGAAGUCUUGAACAAGAACUUUCAGCUUUUUGUUCCCAGUACAUCAGAAGAACCAGAGGUUUCUUUGGGGUCUGAUUUGAUCAUUCCGUGUUACCUGUCUCCUGAAAUCAGUGCGGUUGACAUGGAGAUCAUCUGGUCUAAUGAUAGAGCCCGUGUUUGCCUGUAUAAGGACAGGCAGGUGACAGAAGGGGGUUUGUUUAAGGACAGAGCGAGUCUGUUCACUCACAAGCUUAGGAAAGGAAAUGUGUCCUUACGACUGAAAAACUUCAGGCCGUCAGAUAUUGGAAAUUACCAUUGUCAGGUCAUCAGUAAAGACAGAAGAGAG